Neopelma chrysocephalum (saffron-crested tyrant-manakin) is the source of this 1234-nucleotide messenger RNA. Its product is annotated as membrane primary amine oxidase-like. Gene Ontology annotation, molecular function: primary methylamine oxidase activity; quinone binding; copper ion binding. Bases 248 to 919 code for a protein of 223 amino acids. The record is from RefSeq and is a predicted model, not a curated record. The transcript has 3 exons. Gene Ontology annotation, biological process: amine metabolic process. Gene Ontology annotation, cellular component: plasma membrane. Lineage: Eukaryota; Metazoa; Chordata; Aves; Passeriformes; Pipridae.
CCUGGCUCAGACAAGUGUCCAGCCGUAGAUCAACACACAUGGUGUACACUUGUGGCACAAGGAGCUGUGGAGCAGCAACUGCUCUCGGGCAGAAUCGGUGCCCAGAGCUCAGGAUGCAGGGAGGGAGGACAGAGAGAGUGAGGUCUGGCUGCAGUGAUGUCCUUGGGGAACAGGGGAUUGUGGGGACACUCCUCAGUGACUUUGUUUUUGCUUUUCAGGGUUGAAAAACUCCCUGGUGGCCCAUGACAUGGCAUUUGAGAUGACACGGGCUCCCUGGAGCCCAGAGCAGCAGAUAGAGCGGCCACGACUCACCAAGAAAGUCCUGGACACAGAGGACCAGGCUGCCUUCCGACUCCAGUCAAAGAUGCCCAGAUACAUCUACUUCGCAGCCAACAGCAAAAACAAGUGGGGCCACCAGCGUGGUUACAGGAUCCAGAUCACCAGUUUUGCAGGGGACCACAUCCCCGAAGCCAGCUCCAUGGAGAGAGCCAUCAGCUGGGCAAGGUACCAGCUGGCUGUCACCCGGCGGAAGGAGGAGGAGCCCACCAGCACCAGCAUCUACAACCAGAAUGACCCCUGGACACCCACCGUCACCUUCGCCGACUUCAUCAACAACGAGACCAUCACCAAUGAGGACCUGGUUGCCUGGAUAACCACUGGAUUCCUUCACAUCCCACACUCUGAGGAUAUUCCCAACACUGUGACUGUGGGAAACUCGGUUGGUUUUCUCCUGAGACCCUACAACUACUACGACCUGGACCCCUCUAUAUACUCCCACGAUGGUGUGUUUUUCACCAACGAGCAGGACUUCAUGGCAUGUGAAAUCAACCCUCUCGCCUGCCUGCCCAAAACUGCCUCUUGUUUGCCAAACUUUCCCCCAUUCACCUAUGAUGGUUUUCAAAACAUGAGCAGGCUUUAGUGCUGCAGGAUGGUGUGAGGAGAUGCAGUCAGAGACACCAGGUUGACUGUUCUGUCUCAGAUUUUCUUAUUUUAGUGAAGUUGUCUCAAUUUCCAGUUGUGUAAUGACUUCACAUUUUAUCAUUGCUUUUGAAAUAGUGCUCUUGAAAAAGGAAGUGUGAUCUUCCUGGCAUGGUGCCACAUGGGAGUCUAUGUUAUCUGUUAAUUGCUGAGUUUGAGUCUGUUUCAGGAGGAAAGUGAGGAGAAAACCCUUUUCCUCUGCUGUAGAAGUAAGUGCUAUGUAGUGCAUAUCUCAGGUUAAAAUAAUGAAAAUGGU